AUGCCCUCCGCAACUCAGGCAUCUCCAGUGCGCUACAGCAGGCCGUCGGAAUCUCAGGCGGCCGCCGAUGCCAUCCCGAUUCUCAUUGAUCAUGAAUACCACAUCUUUCAUCUGAGCACUCCUCCGGAUACUGUACGACAUCCAACUCGGCUCCGUUCGACUUGGUCCCGGUUACGAUCCCGCGAUCUCGUAACCUGGGCACGAGAUGAAGUUGAAGCACUCUAUCCGGGCAAAUCGCCCGACAGUCCGGAUGCAGACGGAGCAUGGACAGGUUCAGCCAUCGUCGGUCCUGAUGGCAACAUGCACCUCUUCUACACGGGGUACAACUUGAGCCAACAUGGGAAGCAAGUCAUCCUUCAUGCCCAGUCGAGCGACAAGCAAGGUUCCGUGUUCACGAAAAUACCUUCUCCGAUAACGAUUUCUGGCGAUAUGUCCCUAUUCGAGGACAUUGACUUCCGUGACGCGCACGUCUCGUGGAAUGAACCAGAGAGCUGUUAUUGGAUGAUUGUAGCCACUAGGCUUCGAAGUGGGCCAUAUUGGACGCGAGGCUGUUUCGCGUUACUCACCUCAUCGGACCUCGACGAGUGGUCGAUAGAAGCAACGCCGUUCUAUGCACCCAACAACAUGUUCUGCCCAGAGUGUCCAGAAAUCUUCUCCCUACCAAACGGGAAGUGUAUAUCGGGUAGCGGACGCACCAAGAGGUCCUUUCCGAACACCUCGCGGAAGUUCAGGCGGUCGCUUCGAUGGCCGAAGAUGUGGUCCUGGGGCGGCGACAUGGGCAUGCCUCGCGAAAUCUCCGCAAACAAGGAUGGUCUUUUGAUCGUGGAACCCAGUCGCGAAUUCAUCGAUGCAUAUUUCCGCCACGGGGCAGUUUCUGAAUUGCCAUCAGAAUUGACCUUGAGUAGCGUCGGCAUGACUAUAUCACGCGAUCUGCGGUUAGGUGACAGGUCGGAUUAUCUGCUCGAGUUUGGUAUCGCCUGUCAAGAUGCGGCUUCAUUUGGAUUGCUGUUCCGAACCGAUGAAGACAACAAAGGUUUGCAGCUCAGAUUUACUCCUACUCAAAACGGCCUGCUUGAUACGAGCUUGCUGAGCUGUCCACCACCACUAGACGACUUCUGGGCGGAUCAGUAUGCCCUUCAUCUGCCUCGCGAGGUCGACGGCCCAGAGCUUGCUCGACACACCUCGCUGAAAAUAGAAGGCUCCAUCGUUGUAGCUGUUAGAUCUGAUGUGCUUGAGAUCUUUGCCGGUGGGAAGUCACUAAGCUAUCGCCUUCCGUGCACAAGGUAUGCAGAGGGCAGUCACCGGACCGAGCAGGUGAAGCAUACAGCCAACGGAGCAUUGCGUCAUGACAGCCCACGAGUGAAAGAGCUCGGUGUGUAUGUUGAUGACGGCGAAGUAGCCUUGAAAGAACUCUCGUUGCGUUACGUUUGCUCAUCGGACCGCUGA
Messenger RNA from Parastagonospora nodorum SN15, 1446 nucleotides. RefSeq lists its product as hypothetical. Gene Ontology annotation, molecular function: hydrolase activity, hydrolyzing O-glycosyl compounds. Gene Ontology annotation, biological process: carbohydrate metabolic process. The coding region runs from base 1 to 1446 and encodes 481 amino acids. The record is from RefSeq and is a predicted model, not a curated record. The transcript is spliced from 3 exons. NCBI's taxonomy places the organism in Eukaryota, Fungi, Ascomycota, Dothideomycetes, Pleosporales, Phaeosphaeriaceae.